UUCCUCCUUUGUUAAACCAAGGGCUGGACUGGAAAUGCCCAAGGCUGUUCCCAGUACCCUCGACCACAGACUGUGCCUCAUGAGGAAUGUUCUGGAUUUCCACACAUUCCCAUUCCAACUCCAGUGAUAUUUCCCCUUUAGGUUCGCACAGACACAAAGGCACAUUCUGUUGACUAGCCUUCGAAGAUGUGAACAGAUACAUGCACGUCACUUAUGACACAUGGCAUGCCACGAACUCUGCUCACAGGCCGCUGAGGGCCAAGAUAGAAGCACAGAGGCACAAAGAUCCAAAGCGUAGCAAUGCCUGCCCCGGGGAAAUAUAUGUCCGUGCAGAGACGAGUGUGCACGCGUGAAGGUUGCACAAGGAGAUCUUGCGCGCGCGCGCACGCACACACACACACAUCCUCGCGCCCAGCCGCUUUGGGUGCCAGGCGGGUGAGCAGAUGGCCCCGGAGACCGCCUGCAGGGCGCGCAGCGGCCGACCGGGGCGCAACCACUCCUUUCUGUGGCUACUCCCCUCCCCACACCGGGGACUCCCCCGCUCCGCCCUGCGCGCCCCCGCCGCCCGCCGCAGUCCGCGUCCUCCCAACCUGUCAGCCCUUGGCUCGGCCCCCGGAUCCGCGCAUCUCUGCAUCUCUCCGAGUGCUCGGCUCGCGGGAGCGAGCAGGGGCGGGGACGGCCGCCGGCGCCCGAGGGCCGGAGGAGUAGCUCUGCAGAGGACAGCCAGGGGGACCCUAGCUGUCACAGCGGCUGCCCGGGAGCGCCCGCGCGGGGUGGCCGGGAGCGGUGGGGCGGGGGCCGUGAGCUCGCAGGCAGCAUGGCGGGGCUGCAGGCCAGGCGGGUCUCAGGGCUCCGGCUCCUGGCGCUGUCUACCCUGGGCCUCUGCCUAAUGCUGCAAGUCGGCGCCAAGAGACCCCCCAAGACGCCCCCCUGUCCCCCGAGUUGCUCCUGCACUAGGGACACUGCCUUCUGCGUGGACUCUAAGGCAGUGCCCAGGAACCUGCCCUCCGAGGUCAUCUCUCUGACGCUGGUGAAUGCUGCCUUCUCGGAGAUCCAGGAUGGAGCGUUUUCCCACCUGCCACUGCUGCAGUUCCUCUUCAUUGAGAACAAUGACAUCUGGGCAUUAUCCAAGUUUACCUUCCGAGGACUCAAGUCUUUGACACACCUCUCACUGGCCAACAAUAACCUGCAGACACUGCCUAGAGACAUCUUUCGGCCCCUGGACAUCCUGAGUGACUUGGACCUGCGGGGCAACUCGCUCAAUUGUGACUGCAAGGUGAAGUGGCUGGUGGAGUGGCUGGCACACACCAACACCACGGUGGCGCCCAUCUACUGCGCCAGCCCACCCCGUUUCCAAGAGCACAAGGUGCAGGAUCUACCGCUGCGUGAGUUCGACUGCAUCACCACAGAUUUCGUGUUGUACCAGACGCUGUCCUUCCCAGCGGUGUCAGCCGAGCCCUUCCUCUACUCCAGCGAUCUCUAUCUGGCUCUGGCCCAGCCAGGAGCCAGCGCUUGCACCAUCCUCAAGUGGGACUAUGUUGAAAGGCAGCUUCGAGACUAUGAUAGAAUCCCAGCCCCCUCUGCGGUGCACUGCAAGCCAAUGGUGGUGGACAGCCAGCUGUAUGUGGUGGUGGCCCAGCUGUUUGGGGGCUCUUACAUUUACCACUGGGACCCCAACACCACACGCUUCACCAAGCUGCAGGACAUUGACCCUCAGCGUGUGCGCAAGCCCAACGACCUUGAGGCCUUCCGCAUCGACGGCGACUGGUACUUCGCUGUGGCCGACAGCUCCAAGGCGGGUGCCACCAGCCUCUACCGCUGGCACCAGAACGGCUUCUACUCCCACCAGGCCCUGCACCCCUGGCACCGUGACACCGACCUGGAAUUCGUGGAUGGUGAGGGAAAGCCACGUCUGAUCGUGUCCAGCAGUUCGCAGGCUCCUGUCAUCUAUCAGUGGAGUCGCACCCAGAAGCAGUUUGUGGCUCAGGGUGAGGUGACCCAGGUGCCUGAUGCCCAGGCAGUGAAACACUUCCGUGCAGGCCGCGAUAGCUACUUGUGCCUCAGCCGUUACAUCGGUGACUCCAAGAUCCUGCGCUGGGAGGGUGCCCGCUUCUCCGAGGUGCAGGCCCUGCCCUCCCGGGGCUCGCUGGCCCUGCAACCCUUCCUGGUGGGCGGCCGCCGCUACCUGGCACUAGGCAGCGACUUCUCCUUCACGCAGAUCUACCAGUGGGAUGAGGGACGGCAGAAGUUUGUGCGGUUCCAAGAGCUGGCAGUGCAGGCCCCCCGGGCUUUCUGCUACAUGCCAGCUGGGGAUGCCCAGCUGCUCCUGGCGCCCAGCUUCAAGGGACAGACGCUGGUGUACCGACAUGUGGUGGUGGACCUCAGUGCCUAGGGGGCUGUGGGGCCUCGGGGUUCCUCGGGCAACGCAGGAGGCUGGGUGGGAGCCUCCAGGUGAGCCACAUAUGCGCUUGUGGGAACACACACAUAGCCCAUCCACGACACGUGCUCUCACGUGUACACACCCCAGUGAGCAUGGGCCGCACCAUGAACUGUAGCCCAGGGAUGCCCCUUCAUCUUCACUGGAAUCAGCAUGAAGACUUGUAUGCGCACCUGGCAAUCCUGCGCCCAGUGCCCUCCCAUGUAUGGACGCCUGUUGACCCCGCCCGCAGCUGCCCUUGCUCUGCUGCCUUCCACGUGCUCUGGCCUGGGGAGGGGUCCUGGGACGGAGGGAGGGGGACUGAACUGCUCCUCCUGCUCUUCCGCUUAUCCUUCGGACCCUCCGGUCUUUCCUCUUGGUGCUCCAGGUGUCUGUUUAGCUGUUCAUGCUCCGCAUUGCAGCCCGUGGCCACAUCCUUCCUGCUGCCGGGCACACUCUCCCACGCCACGCGCCCUCCGCAGGCACAUGUGGACUUGGACACACUCCUUCAGUGACAUGCACACACAUCUGUCUACACGCCCAUCUCUGUGUGCACAUGUACCGCUUCAGUGCUGCCUGAAGGGGGUCUCCUCCGUGACCUUGCCUCUCUUCCUGGAGGGGCACAUAGUACUGGUCCCCCUCCACUCACCCCCUGGUGUGCCCACCCCAUGGCUGAUAAUGAUGGGAAUGGUGGUACCGGCCUCUGGGUACCAGCCGGACUUCCUAGGGGGCAAAACCCCUCCGCCUGAAGCAAUAACAACAACAGCUGACCCUGACUUCUUCCCAGCGCUGUCUCUGUUCCCACUGGAGUUUCCUUCUCUCACCCUGAAUCUGGUUCACUGGGGGACAGGAGACCACCCAGGUAAAGGCCUUCUGCUUUUCUUUCCUGUAGCUGCUCCUGCCUCUGACCACCCUCUGGGUUCAGCUCUACCUUUGGGACAUGGACCCUGUGCUGUGUGGGCUCCUUUGGGUGUGUCCAAGGGCUGGCCAAGCACCUGAGGUAUCUGGGCAGGUGCCAGGAGUGGAGAGCACCCUGGGGGCCCUGGCACCCCUCUGAACCACAGAGACACACCCCAAGAGCACUGCCUUUCAGUGCAAGCUGAGUCUCAGAGUGGGGAGAGAGGGAAGGAGGGUCCAGAGGAAGCGGCCCCUGACAGCCAAGCUUCUGCUGCCCUCUGCUGUACACUGGAAAUAGAAGGCUCUGACAUGCAGAACUGGUGGGGGAGGCACAGGGUGGGGAGGCUCUUCCCUGUGCCCAGAUGGUGUGAGGGCUCCCAGGUAGCAAGAUUCCCAGAGGCACUUGGGGGCAAUGAUCUGAUUCACUUGUUUCAAAUAAAAAUCCCACCCCACUGACGGCUCUCAGGUAUCAGUGGCGAUGAUCUGCAGCUCCUAUUUCCUUAAGAACAAAGCUGUGUUUUCUGUCCCUGAUGCUUAGAGGGGGCCAGCAUCAGAUGUCAGACCCCCUUCCUCCCUGCUCCCCUCCCUCUAAGGAAGGAGUAAGCAUCCCAAGGUCAGCUGGUGCUGGGGUCAGGAGUUCACGCUGAUGACACUCAGCUGCUGGGCCAGUGUGACUAAUCUUGAUCACCUGGGGCUGACUCACGACCAAGUGUUCCUUCCUGGAGAUCACAGUCUUGGGGCCCAUUGUCUGUCCCUCGGUCAGGUCAAGUCCAACCAACAGGGCUAAGGACCAGCUCAGUGUUGUGAGCUGUUGUGAGAAGCUCUCCAUCCCCCUCUGCCGGACAAACAUGCAUCAUGGCUGCCACCCUCGGACCUGGUGUGAGAUUUCAAGCAAGUGGACUGAUUUCCCCCAGCUGAGCGUCUCUUUCUGUAAAGUAGAUAAUAAAACCUACUUUGCCCGA
Messenger RNA from Bubalus bubalis (water buffalo), 4275 nucleotides. RefSeq names its product leucine rich repeat LGI family member 3 (gene LGI3). The transcript has 7 exons. Gene Ontology annotation, biological process: regulation of exocytosis. The record is from RefSeq and is a predicted model, not a curated record. Gene Ontology annotation, cellular component: synaptic vesicle. NCBI's taxonomy places the organism in Eukaryota, Metazoa, Chordata, Mammalia, Artiodactyla, Bovidae. Gene Ontology annotation, molecular function: protein binding. The coding region runs from base 818 to 2392 and encodes 524 amino acids.